AUGGCCACGGAAAUCUCUUUAGCUGAACAGUACAAAAAUAGCGGUAAUACCUGCUAUCAACAAGGCCGAUACGAUGAGGCUGUUCAGUGGUACACGAAGGCUAUUGAUGAAGAAAAAGAUAAUGCCCUUUUGUAUAACAACAGAUCGGCUGCUUAUCUGAUGCUGAACAAGCCUCACGAAGCAUACCAAGAUUCGAAUAAGAGCAUAAACCUCAAUCCGACUUACGUCAAGGCCUUGCUGCGCUACGCCAAGUGCUGUCUUCAUCUGGGGAGGAUUGAGGAAGCCCGAAGUGCCUGUCUAAGUGUCCGAAAUAUUGAACCGCUCAAUUCUGAAUUACCGGGUCUAGUGAGUGUUUGGCUUUCUGAUGCUAACAUUCUUGACCAGUGUGAACAGAUUGAUCUAUUACAGCAAACCUUUGAAAAUUACAAGAAACAAAUAGCAGUCCCGGACUUUCGAUAUGCUCUUCAUUUGGUCACAAAGUGUACAGAGAUAGCUCCGGGUUCUUUGGAUUACAGCUUAAAACAGUUAGAUCUUCUUCUCCAAUUGAAACGCUUCACUGAGGCUAAACAACGGGUCGAAAUGAUUCUUCGAACAAACGAAGCCAGUGCUGAGCUUCUGUAUUAUCGCGGUCUGUGUCUAUUUUAUUUGGAUCAUCUGGACAAGGCGAUCAGCCACUUUCAGCAUGUACUUCGUUUGCAUCCGGACCAUGUAGAAACACAACAAGCUUAUAAGCGCGCGAAAACUUUGCUACGGUUGAAGGAGACGGGAAACAAGUUCAUCCACGAGCGACGAUUCUCCAAAGCAUACGAGACGUACACAGAAGCUCUGAAGGUGGAUCCGCUACACGAUGCUAUGAACGCCAAGUUGUUGUGCAACAGAGCGUGUGCUGGAUACAAUUUGGAGAAAUACGAAGAGGCCCUGGAAGAUUGCAACCGUGCGAUUUCGUUGGACCCAUCCUACGUGAAAGCCUUCGUUAGGCGAGCCAAAUGGUAUGCAUGUUUGCAAAUUAUCCAUAGUGGUAAUGUCAAUGCAAUGCUUUAG
Echinostoma caproni is the source of this 1041-nucleotide messenger RNA. The record is from the annotation of a GenBank genome assembly. Lineage: Eukaryota; Metazoa; Platyhelminthes; Trematoda; Plagiorchiida; Echinostomatidae.